CAUUCUCAGGUGGUUUUUUGGGGGGUUAGUAUUAGCAGGAAAAAAAAAAUUUAGAGUUAGAUUGCUUUGGAAGGUUCUAGAAAAGUUCCGGAUCCAGUGGGGUGCCGCACACUCCUGCUGUCUCUCGCGGUGAUGGCGAUCCGCAGGAGGUCGUCGACCGCCGCGGCCGCCGUGGCUGCCGUGGUGGCGCUCGCGUCCGUGGCCGCUGUCGCCGGCGAGGUCUUCUUCCAGGAGAAGUUUGACGAUGGAUGGGAGGAUCGGUGGGUCAAGUCUGAGUGGAAGAAGGAGGACAACACGGCCGGCGAGUGGAACCACACCUCCGGCAAGUGGAACGGCGACGCCGACAACAAGGGUAUCCAGACCUCAGAAGACUACAGAUUCUAUGCCAUUUCGGCCAAGUUCCCUGAGUUCAGCAACAAGGACAAGACCCUCGUGCUGCAGUUCUCGGUGAAGCACGAACAGAAGCUCGACUGCGGUGGCGGCUACGUGAAAUUGCUCGGCGGUGACGUUGACCAGAAGAAGUUUGGUGGCGAUACGCCGUACAGCAUCAUGUUUGGACCAGAUAUCUGCGGGUAUGCCACCAAGAAGGUUCACGCUAUCCUUACAAAGAAUGGGAAGAACCAUCUGAUCAAGAAGGACGUAGCAUGCGAGACUGAUCAGCUGACGCACGUGUACACCUUGAUCAUCCGUCCUGACGCCAAAUACAGCAUUCUGAUUGAUAACACUGAGAAGCAAUCUGGCAGCAUCUAUGAUGACUGGGAUAUUCUUCCUCCAAAGAAAAAGAGGGAUCCUGAAGCCAAGAAGCCAGAAGACUGGGAUGACAAGGAAUACAUUCCUGAUCCUGAGCACAAGAAGCCAGAGGGCUAUGAUGAUAUCCCCAAUGAAAUUACUGACCCAGACGCAACAAAGCCUGAAGACUGGGAUGAUGAGGAAGAUGGAGAAUGGACAGCUCCAACCAUUCCAAACCCUGAGUAUAAGGGACCAUGGAAGCAAAAGACAAUUAAGAACCCCAACUACAAGGGCAAAUGGAAGGCACCAUUGAUCCCCAACCCAGAUUACAAGGAUGAUCCUUACAUCUACGCUUUUGACAGUUUGAACCAUAUUGGCAUUGAGCUGUGGCAGGUUAAAUCUGGAACGCUGUUUGACAACAUUCUUAUCACUGAUGACCCUGAGUAUGCCAAGAAAUUCGCAGAAGAGACAUGGGCCAAGCAUAAAGAUGCUGAGAAAGCCGCCUUUGACGAGGCUGAGAAGAAGAGGCUUGAGGAGGAAUCUGCAAACUCUAAAAUCGACGACGACGAUGGCAACGCUAGUGACGAUGAGGAUGAUGCGGACAAUGACAAGGCUGAGCUCAUUGCUGAGCAGAACAAGGACUCGAGCGAUGAGAAACCGCAGGACAUAAAGGUCUCUGCUGAUGAGAAGCCAGAGAGCAGCAAGGGUGAUUCUUACGCUGAGAAGAAGGACGAGCUUUAGAGACAUGAUCUACUAGUAUAUGAUGAAGGGGCAGCAGAAGCAGUAAGCUUCCAUUUUUCUUUUCAGUUCUUGUGUUCGGUCAGAGUGAUUAGAGGAAGUCAAUCAGGCCAUGCAAGUUUAGCACUAGAAGAGUCAAAAGACACUCCCAAGAGGAAAAGGAGUAACACAAUCUUUUUCAUCUGAUAAAUGGUAUAGCCAGAAAUCGUUAUAUUGAGCA
Oryza brachyantha (malo sina) is the source of this 1687-nucleotide messenger RNA. Its product is annotated as calreticulin-like. Gene Ontology annotation, cellular component: endoplasmic reticulum membrane; endoplasmic reticulum. The record is from RefSeq and is a predicted model, not a curated record. The transcript is spliced from 13 exons. Bases 133 to 1470 code for a protein of 445 amino acids. Gene Ontology annotation, molecular function: calcium ion binding. Lineage: Eukaryota; Viridiplantae; Streptophyta; Magnoliopsida; Poales; Poaceae. Gene Ontology annotation, biological process: protein folding.